This is a messenger RNA of Anastrepha obliqua, 2248 nucleotides long. Its product is annotated as proton-coupled folate transporter. Gene Ontology annotation, molecular function: transmembrane transporter activity. NCBI's taxonomy places the organism in Eukaryota, Metazoa, Arthropoda, Insecta, Diptera, Tephritidae. The record is from RefSeq and is a predicted model, not a curated record. The coding region runs from base 413 to 2062 and encodes 549 amino acids. Gene Ontology annotation, cellular component: membrane. Gene Ontology annotation, biological process: transmembrane transport. The transcript is spliced from 8 exons.
UAAGUGUAGGGGCAAUUGUAGUGUUAUUAUAGUAUUAUUGCAAACACUUAUUGUUAUGAAACGUGCGAGACUACAGAAGAUUAUUGGAAAGAUACGAUAAAUGAUAGUGAAAUACGUCAACAAGAAAUAUGUGCAAUUAGCUUGCAAGCUGUUAUAAUUCGCAAGAAUCGCAAGUCAGUUAGUGUGAAAGUAAUGAUUAAUGCUGGCUGCGGCAUGGUGAAAUUUGUAUUUUCGAGCAUCACUACGAAAUAAAUCAAUAGUAAAUAAACAAAGCAUAAAAUCGUUUACUGUGAGUUAAAAAAUUGUGCGCGAUACAACUCGUUGCGUUUUACCAAACAACGUGGAGCGCCGGCCUAGUUUUUUGUUUCAUGUAGCAGCAGUAGGGUUGCCAAGUAUCAGAAACUAAUUUCCAAUGGCAAACAGGCCACAAGUUAAAUAUAGCCCCACAAAUACAGACUGUGAUGAACGAGUGCAAAAUGAGUGCACACAGCAGCAACAACAGCGCAACCAUUGGGAGAAAUUCAAGAGGAAUUGCAUGUCCCCAUGGUAUAAAAAUAUCUCAGUGGAGCCCUCUAUGUUCCUGUACAUGUUUGCUUUCAUGAUUACCUCAGUGGUGGAACAGGAUUUUUUCGUACAGAAAGCAUGUCGAGUGAAUAAUAAUUUCACUGAUGAAAUAUGCUCAAAUAUUCAAGCUGAUGAGAAUGCUUACUAUAAAAAGCAAGUACAGAUCACAACCGCAAAAUUCUACCAAAUAGAGGCUAUCUCAGCGCACAUAUUUCCCAUUAUAUUAGCUCUCUUUCUCGGUUCUUUCUCUGACCGUCGUGGGCGAAAAUUUCCGCUCUUAAUGGGCCUGACUGGUAAAUUCAUCUAUUCGGUUAUGAUCGUUGUGAAUGCACGAAUGAAAACAUGGCCACUGGAGUAUGUAAUUUACACAGCUACGCUGCCUGCGGCACUAACUGGAGCAGACGUGGCCAUAAUGGCUUCAUGCUUUGCCUACAUCGCGGAUAUUUCAACGGUAAAUAAUCGAACGCUACGUGUAACCAUCCUUGAUGUAUGUUAUCUGAGCGCUAUGCCCACGGGAGUUGCUUUAGGUUCCUACCUUUUUUACUAUGCGUUUAAUCAGUCGUAUGCUGAUAUGUUCACCGUGAAUGCCACACUGUUGGCACUUUCCAUAAUUUACACAAUUUUCGUGCUGAAAUGGCAAACGACGCCUAAGCAACGUUCCCUACGCGAACUCGGCUGUUGUGGUUUCUUCCCGGACUUCUUCGAUAAGGAGCAUGUAAAGGACUCCGUCAACGUUUUGAUUAAGCAGCGGCCAGGCCAUCGCCGCCCAUUUCUCAUCAUACUACUGAUUUCCAUGGCUCUGUACACAUUUCAGCGCGAUGAGAGUCAGUAUUUGUUCCUUUACACAACAUUCAAAUUCAAUUGGAACGUCGAUGUGUACAGCACAUUCAAGACAUUUAAGUCGUCCGCCUAUGUGAUAGCAAUGCUGUUGGCAGUGCCAUUAAUGAAUAAAGGUUUUCAUUGGAAGGAUACAACUAUUAUCUUUAUCGGCGCUUGGUCACACACUAUUGCCCGAAUUUUUUACUACCUCGCCAAUACUGGCGAACUAUUUUAUGUAGGUGCUUUGGUCUGCAGUUUGGGUCCGAUUGUGGGUCCAAUUAUACGCGCAAUGGCCUCGAAGAUUGUGCCUCUAUCAGAGCGUGGCAAAGUGUUUGCUCUGCUGUCGGUUUGUGAUAAUGCUGUACCGUUUAUUAGCGGGGUUUGUUAUUCGCAAGUUUAUCGUGCAACCUUGAAUGAUGAUGGCAAGGGCGGACAGGGUAUUUUCCUGCUAACCAUCGCUACGCAAUUAACCGUCUUCGUUUUGUUACUUGCUGUUCAUAUUAUUCUCGGCGAAAAUUCAUUGACUGUUCCAGAAGUCACCGAAAACGAGUCUCAACUUAUACAUCCCAGCAACGAGACUGAAGCUGUUCCUCCCCAAGAUGUUAACAACGAUGGUGUUGUUGAAAAAGCUCAAAUCGCUGUUAUAAGCGGAAAUGUUACGGAAAAUAACGCCGCGUAGAAUUGGAAGUUUUUAUUUCUAUUUACAUAUAAGAAUGAACACAAAUAGAUCCGGAGUACCUGCUUGAAAGUAGAAGUUUGAAAAAAGACUGUCGGAGUGUGUUUUGACAGAAGGUCUAAAUAAACAAAAUAAAGUUGCCUUGUAAAUAAAAUAUACAAGCAUUUAUAAACCUUGUAUCUAACGGGA